Molecule: messenger RNA, 1757 nt
Organism: Phanerochaete carnosa HHB-10118-sp
Lineage: Eukaryota; Fungi; Basidiomycota; Agaricomycetes; Polyporales; Phanerochaetaceae
Exons: 8
Coding region: 24-1712 (562 amino acids)
Biological process (GO): protein folding
Cellular component (GO): chaperonin-containing T-complex
Molecular function (GO): ATP-dependent protein folding chaperone; ATP hydrolysis activity; ATP binding
Source: RefSeq, a predicted model, not a curated record
ACAAAACACAGUCAUAGUCGGCUAUGUCUCUCAAAGUUCCAAAGGCGAACAAUAUCCAGCUAUUUAAGGAGGGCUACAAGCAUCUGCAAGGUCUUGAGGAUGCUGUCCUAAGGAAUAUCCAGGCUGUCUCAGAACUGUCAGAUCUCGUUAGGACAAGUUUUGGGCCCAACGGUCGCAACAAGCUUCUCAUUAACCACUUAGGCAAGCUUUUUGUCACGUCCGAUGCUGCAACAAUCAUCCGCGAGGUUGAGGUCGUACAUCCUGCCGCAAAACUGCUAGUCAUGGCAUCACAGGCUCAGGAGGCAGAGAUGGGUGACGCGACGAACAUGGUCAUCAUUCUUGCUGGCGAGCUCCUGAAGAAAGCGGAACAUCUACUCAUCAUGGGUCUUCACCCAAGUGAGAUUACUCGUGGAUACGAACUUGCUGCAAAGAAGGGUCUGGAAGAGCUCGAGACGUUGUCCACAUCUUCACUUUCGACGCCCUUGACGCAGGCUGAGCUUGCUAUUGCCCUCAAGCCCGCCAUUGCAUCAAAACAAUACGGCUACGAGGACACGCUUUCAUCUCUUGUCGCUGAGGCUGCGCUUGCGGUGAUGCCACCAAAUCCUAAGAACUUCAACGUCGACAACGUUCGAGUAGUGAAGAUCAUGGGCGGAAGUUUGGCGGGCAGCAAAGUUGUACGCGGUAUGGUGUUCGGUCGGGAGCCAGAAGGCAUCUGCAAGAAGACCAAGAAAGCCAAAGUCGCUGUCUUCACUUGUGGUCUCGGUCUCUCCCAAACGGAGACCAAGGGCACCGUGCUCAUCAAGAAUAAGGAUGAGAUGCUCAACUUCACCACUGGCGAAGAGAAACACAUGGAGAAGAUCUUCCAAGAGAUCGCCGACUCUGGAGUGAAGGUCAUAAUCGCUGGAUCGACGAUUGACGAUCUGGCCCUGCACUUCCUUAACCGGAUGAACAUUGCCGUCCUCAAGGUGCUGUCGAAGUUCGACCUCCGCCGCCUCUGCCGUGUCGUCAAUGCAACUCCUCUGGCCCGUAUGGGUGCCCCGACCCCUGAAGAGGCUGGUUUUGUCGAUGUCUUCGAGACCGUCGAGAUCGGUGGCGAUCGUGUCACUGUUCUCCGCCAGCUCGUUGAAGGCGACCCAGGCUAUGACCCCUUAGAGACUUCCGGUGAAAAGACGCGAACCGCGACCGUUGUUCUCCGCGGAGCGACGAUCAACCACCUAGACGACCUGGAGCGCGCCGUCGAUGACGGCGUGAACGUCAUCAAAGCAUUGCUCAAGGACGGCCGUUUGGUCCCGGGCGCCGGUGCGACUGAGCUAGAACUCGCUAGGCGCGUGGAUUCGUAUGGUGCAGGCCUGAAGGGACUCUCGCAACAUGGCGUCCGUCGGUGGGCGACCGCGCUCGAGGUCGUCCCGAGAACGCUGGCCGAGAACGCGCUGGGCGGCGCUGAGGGCAAUGAGGUUGUCAGCAAGCUUUGGGCAAAGCACGAGCAGGAAGGUGGGGCGGCAUGGGGUGUCGACGUCGAGGCCCAGAGCGACGGUACGCUCAGCACCACCGAACACAGAAUCUUAGAUUCGCUCGCUGCUAAGUCCUGGGCAAUCAGCCUUGCGACCGAGGCCGCAGUUUCGGUACUGACCGUGGACAGUAUCAUCAUGAGCAAGCCUGCUGGCGGACCGAAAGUCCCGCAGCAAGCUGGUAACUGGGACGAAGACGACUAGACAGUUUUUGGAGCGUACAUAAAAGCAAAUGUAUCUUAGCAUAAC